Messenger RNA from Protobothrops mucrosquamatus (brown spotted pit viper), 1360 nucleotides. RefSeq names its product solute carrier family 37 member 1 (gene SLC37A1). Gene Ontology annotation, cellular component: endoplasmic reticulum membrane. The record is from RefSeq and is a predicted model, not a curated record. Gene Ontology annotation, biological process: phosphate ion transmembrane transport; glucose-6-phosphate transport. Gene Ontology annotation, molecular function: glucose 6-phosphate:phosphate antiporter activity. NCBI's taxonomy places the organism in Eukaryota, Metazoa, Chordata, Lepidosauria, Squamata, Viperidae.
GAUCCAGAAAUGCAUUGUCUGCUACCAAGCAAUGAGAAUUGCACAAAGCCACUGAAUCUUAAUGGAGGAUAUGAACACUUUGAAAAUGGAAAUGCUGCAAUAAGUUUCACUGGAGCUUUGCAAAUACCUGGAGUGGUAGAAUUCUCUCUCUGCCUAUUAUUUGCCAAAUUAGUCAGCUACACUUUUCUUUUCUGGCUUCCACUAUAUAUCACUAAUGUCGAGCAUCUUGAUGCCAAAAGGGCAGGUGAUCUUUCUACCCUAUUUGAUGUUGGAGGAAUUUUUGGUGGAAUUUUAGCAGGUGUAAUAUCAGACCGACUCAAAAAAAGGGCUACAACUUGUGGCAUGAUGCUGUUGAUAGCUGGACCCACUCUGUAUAUAUUUUCUGUGAUCAGUAAAAUGGGAUUAGAGGCCACAAUAAUUAUGCUGCUGAUCUGUGGAGCUCUUGUAAAUGGUCCAUAUGCAUUGAUCACAACAGCUGUCUCUGCUGACCUGGGUACCCAUAAAAGCCUUCAUGGAAACGCAAAAGCACUCUCAACUGUUACAGCCAUCAUUGACGGAACAGGCUCCGUAGGUGCAGCAUUGGGACCAUUGUUAGCUGGUCUUCUUUCUUCAUCUGGUUGGAACAAUGUCUUUUACAUGCUGAUGAUAGCAGAUGCCUGUGCCUUACUGUUUUUACUCCGUCUUAUACGAAAGGAACUUCGAUGUAGUCUUGACCAGACCUUGUUUAAGGAACACUAACUUUUAGACAAGAGAUUUAUUUAAAACAAUUGUUCUUAAAGAGGUUAAUCCAGAAAUCCUACUUGAUCCUUCUGAGAGGAAAGCUGCUAUAUAAAAGUCACAUUGCACAUCUUUCUUUGGAUUGCUGAUAUCCCUGGAAAUAAUAUUUGCAUGCAAAUCGCAUUUCCUGAAAAGCUUAUACAGUUAUUUUUAGACAUCAGAAUUUUGACUCUUUUGCACCUCCCCUCUUAACUUUGCACAUUAGCAUCAGGAAUGUAACAAUGUGAAACAAAGGAUCUCCUAGCUAUUCUACAUAGCAGAACUGAGCCAAAGAAAACUGUGCCUUUAUCCUCACUUUGUCAAAAUAUUAUACUACAUGAUUGCUUUUAUGUUUUGAGAGAAUAUACAGAUUGAAGACAAAAAGUGAGGGGAAUAAAUUAACUCUGGAUACUUUUUUGUAAUGUGGUAAAAAAUGAGCAAAAUGUGGACUCAGAUGUCUGUCCUGUUAUGUCAUGUUUACUUUUUGUUAAAAAAAAAAAAAACGACUGUUGAAUAUACAAUUAUUCCUGUUCAAAAUAUUCAGCUUUUUUAUUGUCCAUUGUUACUAAUAUCUCUCAUUGUACAAUUAAAUAUUGAACUUGAA